CACUGCAAACUUUGUUUACGCAGCUUAGAGUCUGUUUCCUUUCCGGCUAAUUUUAGAGUCCCCUGUUGGAGUCAAAGGUUACUCCUUGACCACAGAUCCCUGAGAAAGGAAGUCACUGCACUAAAACCCCAAGACAUCCAAUAGAUGAUGUUUGUUUGACUGAAUUUAACAAACAACACUGAGACAAAAGCUGAGAGAUCAGCAAGUAUCCAAAUUUACCAUUCAAAAUGUUGCUGCUUUUCAUUGGAAAAUUUUAAAUCUUUCAAAAAAAAAAAAACAUUCUAUAUUCCAGAAACAAUAACAAACGGCAAAAAAUAAAAAUGAAAAGUUUAAAAACAACCACAACCUUAGAAAGAAAUGCUGAAAGAAGUUGUCAUUUGCUUAUUGUUCACAGUUGUUGAUAGGCUGGCACAAAGCCACUCCUCACCCUGUGAGUCAGAGGGAAGUUCCUGACACAGGCAGAAGGGAAUUCAGUUUUCAGGCCACAGCAGGAAAAGCGACCAUAACAAUCACACACAGAUAAGCACGCACAAACGAAGAGCUGAACUGGAGAACAAACAACGACCGAUUCGACGUUUUGAGCUGCAGAGAUGUAGAAGAGCAAAAUUCACAGUGGAGAACUGCUGAAGGGAACCACCAUCAAGAGAAGUGAAGAACAGGAGGUUUGAGAAGCGUGGGAAGUCAGUCUGAAAGCGUUAUGGCUAACCUUGUGAGGGGAUUUCUGUUAUGUUUAGUGGUGGCACAGACCAGUCGGGUCGAUGGAAAAGGAAGAAUGACCCCUCCACCAAGAAGUAUGAGGGGAUUCUUUGAUAAAUCGAACUACACAAACCAGCAGCUUGACCGUUUCCGCUCCAGCAUGGACCCUCACCUGGAUGUGAAGCCUGAGGGAUCAGCAGCAAUAUACACCACAGGGGCCAUCAGCACUUGGAUCAUACCUUCAUCAUACAUCCUUACGAUUCUCGUGGGAAUCCCAUCUAACACCUACAUUUUGGCGUUCCUCAGAGUCAGACUCACUUCAAAGACUUUAUCCACAGUGGUUCUGUACCUGAACCUGGCCCUGUCGGACCUGCUGCUCAUCCUGUCUCUUGCUCUGAGAGUUCACUACCACCUAAGCGGAAACAACUGGAUAUUUGGUGAAAUCUCCUGUCGGCUUAUUACAGCUUUAUUUUUUGGAAACGUUUACUGCUCGGCUCAGACUAUAGCGUGCAUCAGCCUGAAGCGCUAUCUGGCUGUGGUCAAGCCAUUUCUGUACAGACGGAUGGCUAAAACCAGCCUGGCGGUGUGGAUGUGUGUGGUUGUGUGGCUUCUGUAUGGAGCAGCUAUUGUGCCUGAGCUGCUGGUCAAGCAGAGCUACCACAUCAGAAGGCUGGAGAUCACGACGUGCCAUGAUGUACUUCCUCUAGAAGAACCCUCCCAUUCGCCGCUGGUGCCGUACAAACUGAUCCUAGUUUUUCUAGGCUUCUUACUACCGUUCAUGGUUUGUAUUUACACCCACGUCGCAGUGAUUUACCACCUGGAGCAAAGUUCCUGCGACUGGAAACUGUUCACCAGAGUGAGCACUCUGGUUUUUAUCAUCUUCCUGGUGUGUUUUCUCCCCAGUGGCGUUCUGCAUGCUGCUCACUACAUCCGCCUGUUUUCCAGUGGGGAUGACACACUGUAUGGAUACUAUAGAUUAGCCAUUUGUCUCUGCUGUUUCCACAGUUGCCUGGAUCCCUUCCUGUGCAUGCUUCUUUCCUUGACAGGAGACUCAGAGAUACAAUUUAUCUCUUGUAGUAGGAUACUGCAGAGGCCAGCAGUUAUAGCAUAAUACUGGAUAUUUCUAUCUCCAACAGGAUGUAAAGAAAAGACUGUUUCCUCAAGUACUGUAGAGAAGAGAGAUGAGGAAAACCACUCUACAGUUCAAACAUAUCAAUCAUUGUGACAAAACAAUCUGUAAAGUUUCAUUUUGCCAGUAAUACAGCCAUAUUAAAUGAAUUUCAAUACCACAGAAAAGCAUAUUAAAUAAGUAACUCAAUGCCAUGCAACACUAUAUAGAUUAAAUGCAGACAGACGGAUGUUUUCCAGCUUUUUGUUGAUAAUGAAUUUCUGAUAACAGCUAAUAAAAACACAUGUUUCACACAGUAAGUUAUGGAUGAAGUUUUAAAAACCUGCUGAUUUUAGCUACACCAAGCUAAAUCUUUCAAAUGCACUUCAAGAUCUCAAAAGCCCUUUUCUAAAUAACUAAAAUAUUUUGAUGAAGAUUGUCAUCAUAUUACCUGGCAGAGAAGAUGUUUAGAAUAAUGAAGAACAUCAUGGUAGUGCUUCGAUGUGGCUGGGUUUACUCCCGUCAGCUUGGCUGUAGGGAGAAGCAGAGCUGCAAGAGUCUGCUGAUGAUCUCCUGAGUUGAGGGCCUCAUUAAUCUCUGCAAUAGCUAUUAUACCUGAAAGUUUGACAGAAAAAACAAAGUCUAAUCUCUUAAAUAUCACUGGAUGUUUAAAAACAAUGUUAACACAUAGUUACACAGGUUAAUUAUUAAAAUUAAAAAACAUGCUCUGUUUUGUGUCUAGAAACAAAAAUGAGUAUUUCUUACGUUCAUGCUCCUCUUGGACUUGAAUGUUAACCAUGUCGAUGCAUUUCUGAACGUCAUUCCAAGUGAGAAACUCUUGACUCUUGGAAAGGGUCUCAACUCGCUCUUCAAUUAGCAUGUCAGCAUACCUAUAAAGAAGAGUUAUGUAGAAUUUAAAAUGGAUUCCAUUGAAGAAUCAUGAAUUGCUUUUGCAUCCUUAUGACGGUUCCAAAACAUUUUUUUAUAAAAUAAUUCCCUCCUCUUCUAAAAUUCACUAAUUUCCACUACAACCAGGGGUUGGCAAACAACUACUGAACUUCUAAGACCCACAAAGAAACCUUCCUGACAAAAUAAAUUUUACAAUAAUUUACUCCCAUCCAUCAUACCUGUUGAGGUUGUCAUGCUCUAUAUUUGUGAAGCCCAGCGGAGAAUCUGUUAGCUGUUCAAUAACAGCCUGCGGGUCUUUCGUGUCCAGCACCUCGUUUAGAACCGCGACAGCCGACAGCAUCUCCACAGCUACGCUGAGCUCCUCAUGACUCAGUCCAGACUGUGAGACACAACAUGAUGAAUCACACACAGAUUAUCCCUGAAAAACACUCUGCCUUUUAUUGAAAAUGAAAGAAAAGCUACUAAACGCAACGUUGUUUUAGCACUUAUAUGCGCACAGAGCUGCAGUGUUAAACUCAAUCUCACCCGUCCUCCUUGUAGCUGCAAACUGAACAGUUCAGCCUGAUACAGGUUAGCAGCACUCUGGUAGAUGAUUGGAAGCUGCGCCUCCGGGUUCAGCAGCUCCUCCACCGUCUCCGCAGCACUGCCCAGACGAAUGGCUGUGUUGAUGCGUGCAACUGCCUCAAGUUCUGUUCAGUAAAUUGUUGCAAAAAGAUACAUUUUUAAUAAAAGGACUUGGACCUAUUCUUAUAGUGUGACCAUUAAAUAUUGCAUAGAAACACCGGAUGGAAAAUAAGUAUUGAUGGGAAUUCUACUAAACCUUGUUAGCAAUCUGUUUCUGUAUUUAGCAAGUAUUGGGAAAAUCUUUACGUUUUAUCACCAGGAAAUAAAAUGGGUGAGUUGUAAACUGGA
Molecule: messenger RNA, 3625 nt
Organism: Poeciliopsis prolifica (blackstripe livebearer)
Lineage: Eukaryota; Metazoa; Chordata; Actinopteri; Cyprinodontiformes; Poeciliidae
Gene: f2rl2
Product: coagulation factor II (thrombin) receptor-like 2
Exons: 2
Coding region: 698-1807 (369 amino acids)
Biological process (GO): blood coagulation; phospholipase C-activating G protein-coupled receptor signaling pathway; positive regulation of Rho protein signal transduction
Cellular component (GO): membrane
Molecular function (GO): thrombin-activated receptor activity
Source: RefSeq, a predicted model, not a curated record